This is a messenger RNA of Trematosphaeria pertusa, 537 nucleotides long. RefSeq lists its product as uncharacterized. Lineage: Eukaryota; Fungi; Ascomycota; Dothideomycetes; Pleosporales; Trematosphaeriaceae. Bases 1 to 537 code for a protein of 178 amino acids. The record is from RefSeq and is a predicted model, not a curated record. The transcript has 2 exons.
AUGCCCAACAGAACUUCUGCCUCAAUCUUUCCCUUUAGCGUCUCGAAACUCUCGGUGGAUCCCCUAAGCCUUACUGCAAACGUCAUCACUGUGCUUCAGCUAGCAAAUUCGAUCCUAUCGGUCUGCUACGACGUCCGCGCUACUAUUAAGAAAGCUCCAUGGUCCCUGACGAGAGUGCUGGACGAAGUAAGGGAUCUUCGCAAUGUGUUGGAGAAACUUGAAGAGGUCUCAGAAAAACUGGACGACUCGUGCAACCCCGACGAGAAGCGGUUGCGAGCGUUCACGCUGCUUUCCGAGCCAGAUGUUGUGCCUCUUGCUUGCUGCCGCCAGGAGCUCGUUGCUUUGGAGAAGAAGAUCGCCUCGUCUUACGGGUCAGGGAAGUCUAUUUCGAAGCUUCGAGCUUUUAUUCAGGUCAUGGGCUGGCAGCUGAAAGAAAACGACGCCAAAUCCUGCCUUGAGAGGGUCGACCGAUGCAAGACUACAAUCCUCCUCGCUAUGACGGCGGAUGAAGCGUAUGUACUGGCCUUGGCCUUGUAA